This is a messenger RNA of Striga hermonthica, 796 nucleotides long. Lineage: Eukaryota; Viridiplantae; Streptophyta; Magnoliopsida; Lamiales; Orobanchaceae. The record is from the annotation of a GenBank genome assembly.
ACCAAAUAUGGGGGAAAAAAAAAAAGAAAAAAUAAUAAGAAAAAAAUGCAACAAAAAUGGGACAAACAACUCCCCCACACUAAGACCUUUUCGUCCCGAACAAAGAAAAGAAAAGAAAAGAAACAAAUGAGCAUGGACAUGGUUUCAAGUAAGACUAAUCUCAAACCAGUCAAUAAAGUCGAGAAGAAUUCCAAUGAUCAUAAUAGCACACCUCAAUUAUUAACUUGGUUACUUCGAAAAACAAAGACUCUCAAGUACGAAAAUAUAUCAUACGCCUCAGUCAGUCUCUUUCGCAAAUAUGAGAUAGGUACGCUCAAGCUGACCGGAUUAUCAUCCUCUUCUUCGGCCUCACACAUUUGCUUCAAAGUACGGGCUCGAGUAUCAAGCCUAAAAUGGGGGUCUUCGACUGGUGCCUCAAUUGUAUCGGUAUGUACUGUAAGGGUCUCCAUCUUCAUCCUCAGUCUAGCACAUCCGAGCUCAAUGUCCACAUCUCGAGUGGUCAGGGCAAAUAUACGAGUAAGGAUAAGGUCGAGCUUUUCAUCGUAUGACAAAACAGCCUCCCGAGAUUCAUCUCUAUGUAUAGACUCGCCUCGAGUGGCGGGCUCGGGAGUGACACUGUCAACUCGAUCCUCUAAAGCUUGCACGUGCUCCACAAGUUCCUCGAUUCUGGACUCAAGGUUGCUCUUACGGGUCGCCUGGGAUGCCAAAAUAGUGAGGACCUGGUCAAGCUUGGCAUUGUACUCUGAGGAAUCCUCGAGGGACUCACAUGACUGCUCAACAGGCCUAGAAUCCCACU